Messenger RNA from Populus euphratica (Euphrates poplar), 1609 nucleotides. RefSeq lists its product as uncharacterized. Lineage: Eukaryota; Viridiplantae; Streptophyta; Magnoliopsida; Malpighiales; Salicaceae. The coding region runs from base 470 to 1501 and encodes 343 amino acids. The record is from RefSeq and is a predicted model, not a curated record. The transcript is spliced from 5 exons.
UCUCUGUAACCGACGGUGAUUUCCCUGAUUUCAUUUUGUAAUCGUACAAGUAUGUAAUCGGGAUAACUUCCCUGUAAGUUUUUCUUUGAUCAAUGAAAAUUUCAAUAAAAAAAGAUGUCAAAGACGAGUCCUUGUCUCUCCUGUACUGUAUUUGAAUUCCAGUAGCAGCAGCGUCAACCCACUUGAUAUCCAUCCACUGCCAAUGACACCUCUAGCCUUGAACUGUCUUCAGGUUUUCUCUUUCGAGGAAUCAGAUCAUAUAUAAUGAAGGAAAUUCAGUCAUGUAUUGAAAUGACAGGUCAUGCCGUUUCUCACCGCAUUUCAAUCUUCUCCCAUGCUUUAGGAAUCUAUAUGUCCGGUAAACAAAAUAAAUAAAAUUUAAACUGUUUAUGCUUUCCCUCCCUCCCUCCCUUCCUGUCUCUGUUGUUCAAUCAAGAAACGCAUAAGAACUCCAAGAAGACAAAAGAUAAUGAGAACAACAGCAUGCAAAAACAUCUCUCAAUACAACACCACUGCCCAUAGAGCAAAACCCACCAUCAAUCCUUUGUCCAUCGCCACGAACAGGGCUUCUCGGUACUCUUUUUCCUCUGAAACAGCACUUGGAAACCCGUGGCCUAUAGGGGCAGCUGCACUUCAUGACAGUACUAUUUCUGUUGAUCGCCCGGUAUGGAGCCUCAGUCCUCUAUCAGCAGCUUUGCCAGAAUCCCCACCACCCAUUUGCAGUGACUGCUCUAGCCCCCCUCGUAGUUCUGCCACAAUAUUCUAUUCUUUGGCUCCUACCGUGCUCUCCACUUCAAGAUUCCAGAGUGCCAGGUCCAACUUUAGUAAACCACCCGUAUCAAGCAAUAUCGAAAUAGAGGAAUGUGUUCAGAGUGGCAAGAACUUGAAUGGCUUCCAUCGUCACACAGACGAUGGAAUCGCAACGCAAAAUUGCCCCUCAAAAUACCGCUCGAGGCAAUCUGCGGUGGCAGAUGCAGAAGUUCAUAGUAGGACAUCAUCUUCUUUUCUUGAUGACGACAACGAGAAGAAGCAUGGGCAUUCCGACCCAAAAUGCAACUACAGCAUAAACAGCUCUGAUGCUGACAGCGUGGAUUGUGGAAACCACAAACUGAUGACUCGACCAAAACCUUACAGUGAUUUCUUAGAUGAGAUCAAGGCCCCGGAGCUUGAAGCUCAGAUGGGUGCAUGGAAGAAGGCUAAACAUAGGGAACUGAUGAACAAGUUGAGAAGAAACGAAGCUGUUAUUCGUGAUUGGGAGUAUAAACAGACACACAAGGCAUUGAAGGACAUGAGGAAAGUAGAGAACAAACUGGAAAGGAAGCGGGCUGAGGCACUAGAGAGAGCACAGAAGAGAAUAAACAAAGCAAGAAAGGAAGCAAAUAAGGCGUCGGGCAAGGUAAUUGAAUCAGCAAUGAAGAAAGGAACAAAAAUUGCAAAAGAAUCUGACAUCCGAGGCACCCAAAACCCAAUUUGGCGGAGGCUUAUGAACUUGUGUCCCUGAUAUUAGAAAUCACUUUGUUUCCUGUAGCCUCUCCUUUUUAUGAAACUGGUCUGUUCUAUUCUCGUGUCCACCACCAGAUAUGAAUACAAGCUUCCUUGCACUCAACAA